AUGGUGGAUUUCGCUGAGGCCAUUGAGGAUUGCAGACUAAUGGACCCAGGCUAUGAUGGGGCUGAAUUCACCUGGGCAAAGAACGGCCUCAUGGAAAGGCUGGAUAGGGUGUUGAUUAGUGAGAUGACGCCCCAAUUGUUUGAUGCAAUAAGAGUCACUAACCUACCCCGUAUUGCUUCGGACCACGGGCCUCUCCUCGUCAGAUGCAGGCUACCUAAUGCCCACGGGGGUGGUAGAGCCUUCCGGUUCCAAAACAUGUGGGUCCGGCAUGAGGGUUUUGGUGAGUUGGUGCAAGAAGAUUGGAUGGCUCCCACGGAGGUGUGGGCCUCCUCAAUUUGA
Messenger RNA from Salvia splendens (bonfire salvia), 339 nucleotides. RefSeq lists its product as uncharacterized. The transcript has a single exon. The record is from RefSeq and is a predicted model, not a curated record. Bases 1 to 339 code for a protein of 112 amino acids. Lineage: Eukaryota; Viridiplantae; Streptophyta; Magnoliopsida; Lamiales; Lamiaceae.